This is a messenger RNA of Thelazia callipaeda (thelaziosis nematode), 1074 nucleotides long. Lineage: Eukaryota; Metazoa; Nematoda; Chromadorea; Rhabditida; Thelaziidae. The record is from the annotation of a GenBank genome assembly.
UUGUCUAGAGAUAAUAGUUUGAUAGUGGACAUUUCGGAUGCUCUUUCGGAAAGAGACAAGGUAAAAUACACGGUGCAUACGAAAACGACACUUCCAGAUUUUGUAAAAAAUGAAAUUAGCGUUGUUCGUGAACACGAUGAAUUUAUUUGGUUGCAUACAUGUUUCGAUGAAAAUGAAGCAUAUGCUGGAUUCAUUAUCCCACCACCACCACCUCGGCCAGAUUUUGAUGCAUCACGUGAAAAGCUUCAAAGAUUAGGAGAAGGUGAAUCAACGAUGACUAAGGAUGAAUUUCUAAAAAUGAAGCAAGAAUUGGAACAGGAAUACCUUGCGAUAUUUAAGAAAACUGUUGCAAUGCACGAAGUGUUCUUGUGUCGUCUUGCAGCUCAUCCAGUUUUCAGACAUGAUUCAAAUUUUCGCAUAUUUCUUGAAUACGAACAAGAUCUAUCAGUACGUGGUAAAAACAAGAAAGAAGUUGUUGGUUCAUUUUGGAAACGAUUAACCCAAUCUGCUGAUGAAGUAUUGUUGUCCGGUCAGAAAGAUGUUGAUGAUUUCUUUGAACAUGAACGAAAUUAUUUAUUAGAAUAUCACAGCCAUGUGAAAGAAGCUUCAUCUAAAUGUGACAGAAUUUCACGACUGCGUAAAAAUGUAGCUGAUUCCUAUGCAAGGAUUAGUUCAUGCCUUGAAAGAAUAGCUUUGCAAGAAAGUGAUCGGGAGCUACAGAAAGCACUGUUGCAAAAAGCCGAUACUUUUGAAAAGUUAAAAAAACAUGAAAGUCGCGUAGCAACAGAUGAAGAAUUAAAAUUGGGUGAUACACUACGAUAUUAUAUGAAAGAUACUGAUGCUGCUAAGGUAUUGUCUCAAACAUUGGAACGAGCAAGAGGACGUAAUAAGGACAUACCAAAAGCAGAAGCAGAACAAAGUGAGGCAUGUAAAAAAUUUGAAGAUAUCAAUGAAGUUGCAAGAGAAGAACUAAUGGAUUUGAAAAAAAGACGACUUUUUGCAUUUAAAAAAAAUCUUACUGAUUUAGCAGAUUAUCAGAUUAAACAUGCCAAGGUAAAUUUAUUGCUCAAAUAG